UUCCUCAACACCGAAAGGAUCAAUGUAAACGUACCCUUGUAUCGUACCGGGCCCCUAAAUUUUUGCAACAGCAACAGCUCCGUCUGCUCCAAUAUCUUAUCAUCACAUCUUAUUCGUCCAUCCUGUGGUGCGGAUAACUUGUAACCUAAAGUGUUCGAUUGAGAGUUUCAGUAUAACAUUUCUCUCUGUUUGUUGUUAAAUUCUUUAACUUUUUAUUUUUUACUUUAACGUUUGAAAAAUGACGAGCAAGCCAGCAUACAAAGUUGCCGACAUCUCUUUGGCUGAGUGGGGGAGAAAAGAAAUCACUUUGGCUGAAAAUGAAAUGCCCGGAUUGAUGGCUAUUCGCAAAAAGUAUGGACCAGAAAAAAUUUUGAAAGGUGCCCGCAUUGCUGGCUGCUUACAUAUGACUGUGCAAACUGCUGUACUUAUGGAAACUCUCAUGGAACUUGGUGCCAAGGUGCAAUGGUCUUCCUGCAACAUAUUUAGCACACAAGACCAUGCCGCAGCUGCAAUGGCUAAAGUUGGAGUACCAGUUUAUGCCUGGAAAGGAGAAACGGAUGAAGAAUACAUGUGGUGUAUUGAACAGACUUUACUUUUUGAAGAUGGAAAGCCAUUUAAUUUAAUUCUAGAUGAUGGAGGUGAUUUGACUAAUCUGGUACAUAGUAAAUACCCGCAGUACUUGGAAAACUGCAAGGGUAUUUCAGAAGAAACAACAACUGGUGUGCACAAUGCAUAUCGCAUGUUGAAAGAUGGAAAACUCAAAGUUCCUGUUAUUAAUGUCAAUGAUUCAGUAACCAAAAGCAAAUUUGACAACUUGUAUGGCUGCAGAGAAUCUUUAAUCGACGGCAUCAAAAGAGCAACUGAUGUUAUGAUAGCAGGAAAAGUUUGUGUUGUUGCUGGAUAUGGUGAUGUUGGAAAAGGUUGUGCUCAAAGCUUGAGAGCAUUGGGAGGACGUGUAAUUAUUACUGAAAUCGAUCCUAUUAAUGCUCUUCAAGCAGCUAUGGAAGGCUAUGAGGUGACAACUAUGGAUGAAGCUUCUAAAAAAGGUCAAAUAUUUGUCACGUCUACGGGUUGCAAGGACAUAAUAACAGGAGCUCACUUUUUGAAUAUGCCAAAUGAUGCUAUAGUAUGUAACAUUGGACACUUUGAUUGUGAAAUACAAGUUGCAUGGUUAGAAGAGAAUUCAGUUGAAAAAACAAAUAUUAAGCCACAAGUAGACCGCUACAAAUUAAGUAGUGGAAGGUAUGUGAUUGUUCUUGCGGAAGGACGUUUAGUUAAUCUUGGCUGUGCAACUGGUCAUUCCAGUUUCGUUAUGAGUAACUCUUUCACAAAUCAAACACUUGCUCAGAUCGAGUUAUGGACAAAGUCUGAAUCUUACACAAUUGGUGUUCAUAUGCUUCCUAAAAAACUGGAUGAAGAGGUUGCGGCUUUGCAUCUUGAUCAUUUGGGUGUGAAAUUGACAAAACUUACCCCAUCUCAAUCUGAAUAUUUAAGUAUUUCUGUGGAUGGACCCUACAAGCCAGACCACUACAGAUAUUAAAUGUGCGAAAGUAAUUCGAUACUUUGUGAAUAAAAUCAUGCGAAUGACUAAAUCUGCAUUUAUCAUUGUUGGAAUAAC
Messenger RNA from Copidosoma floridanum, 1618 nucleotides. It is a transcript of the gene Ahcy, whose product is annotated as adenosylhomocysteinase. Lineage: Eukaryota; Metazoa; Arthropoda; Insecta; Hymenoptera; Encyrtidae. Gene Ontology annotation, molecular function: adenosylhomocysteinase activity. Gene Ontology annotation, biological process: L-methionine cycle. The record is from RefSeq and is a predicted model, not a curated record. Gene Ontology annotation, cellular component: cytosol.